Molecule: messenger RNA, 942 nt
Organism: Serendipita indica DSM 11827
Lineage: Eukaryota; Fungi; Basidiomycota; Agaricomycetes; Sebacinales; Serendipitaceae
Source: the annotation of a GenBank genome assembly
AUGAGCGCACCUCCAGCUCCUUCGAGCGAUUCACAAGUUUACAAGCGGAAUGUUCGUGUUCGCAGGUGGAAGCUCCUAGCGAGCUAUUUCGGCGAUUGGUUUCUGACGGUAGCUCUGGCAGCAUUAUUUUUGGCGCUUGAGAAUGUACAUGGAUUCAGAAGGCGAUUCUCUCUUCAAGACGAGAGUAUCCAGUAUCCGUUCACCGUCAAGGAACGCGUGCCCAAUUGGCUUCUCGGAGUCAUCUGUUUGGGUAUCCCAGGUGUCCUUAUGCCCAUUGUCAAUCUAUUGACUGUGCGAAUGCUCUGGGAUUUGCACAAUUCAUGGCUUGGUCUUGUCCUCAGCCUCGCCAUUUCUGGAAGCAUCACCCAGAUCUUUAAGAUUACUGCCGGCCGUCCUCGUCCUGAUCUUAUUGCGCGUUGCGCGCCUGUUCAAGGUGCUCAGAAUCCGCCCGUCUAUGGAUUGGUGGACGAUAGCAUUUGUACGCAGACGGAAUACGCCAUUAUGAUCGAUGGAUGGCGUAGCUUCUCCAGUGGCCACUCUUGCCUGAGCUUUGCAGGUCUCGGCUUCCUCUCUUUAUAUUUGGCUGGCAAGCUGCAUCUAUUCGACAGCCGCGGUCAAACAUCCAAAGCAUGGAUCUCCAUUUUCCCACUCUUCGGCGCUGCUCUCGUGGCUACUACCCGCACCAUGGACUACCGCCACCAUUGGCAGGAUGUCCUCGUCGGCGCGGUGAUCGGAAUCACGACGGCCUAUUUUGCCUAUCGCCAAUACUAUCCCACUCUCGAGAGCCCUCUUUCACAUCGUCCUUUUUCUCCUCGCUAUGCGCCUAUCCAGGCUCAGGGGUCCAAAGAUGCGAAUGGUGACAAGAGUGGGAACCAAGAUGUAGAAUUAGGUCCUGUACAGGAGCAAGGUGCAACGGGAGUCGAGGGCACUGUCCCUCGCUAG